ACAGCCCGCCCGGCACAGCCCGCGCCCGGCCGGACACCUGCCGUCCUUCCUCGGGGUGCGUUCCCCUGCAUCGCCCUGCCUUCCCCCGCUCCUGCCGGGUAGAGGUGCGGCUUGCUCCUCGCAGCCGAAAUGAAUAAAGCUAGCAGCCCUACAUAAUAUGUUGAUGGCAUUCUGCACUUCAUCGGGACUGAUAAAUCAAGAGAGUGUGAUGCCUAGAAAUCUCCUCUCAGAUUCUCCUGAAAUGGCAUCUGAAGUCUCUCCAAAGCACACACUUGGGAGCAUGGAGAGGGACAGCAGUGUGGAGAAUCCUGGCAGCCAAGCUAGGUGCAGGAAUGUUGCCUUGGAUGAUGAGAGUCUAAAAUACUUAACUCACGAAGAGCAGGAUGUUCUCAUGUUCUUUGAGGAAACCAUAGAUGCCUUAGAAGAUGACUUGGAGGAGCCAGUCCUACGUGACAGUGGCAUCCACUGUCAGUCUCCAAGGUCAACAGAAGAAAAUGUGUCCAGUCACUCAGAGACUGAAGAUAUCAUUGACUUGGUACAGUCAACACCAGAAGGCAGCGACCAUGAGGGCCCACCUAGCAGAGGUGCAGAACCAGGUAUGUCGGAUGUUACCUGGAGACCUGAGAGCCCUAAGCCAGCUGUACCUGCUGACCUUCCCCCACACCCUCCUGUACCACCACCAUCAGUGUCUGAGACGCCUCCUCUUCCUCCUCCACCCCCUCCUCCAGUGCAGCAUCCAAAAUUGCUUCGCUCUGUCCCCACCCCGCUCAUCAUGGCCCAGAAGAUGUCUGAGCAGCAGCUGGAGAGCAGAGCGCGCUUCCCCAGUGCCCUGAAGGAAGGGAAUUCCGACAGGAAGAAAACCCCAGUAGCCAAUGGGGAUCAUUUUGCUGGUCCAAAGCACCCUCCUGCACCCGCACCCAAACUGCACCGGUUCCCAAGCAACAUCAACAUAACAAAUGUCAGUGGCAAAGAAUUCAGUGAGACCAUUUCAAAAGCAGCAGUUAACGUCCAGGAGCGGAGAGCCCAGGUGCUGGCCAACAUCAAUGGAGGAGCUUUUCUGGCAGCUGAGCUGGAGGAGAAGCUGCAGAAAAAUGAUUUCUUGUCACGGAACAGAAGUUCUUCCUUAAGGGAUCUCUCCUCUGAGCAAACACGAUACGAGGCCCUGACAAAGCUUGGCCUAGUUAAGGGAAAGCCAGCUCAGGACCAAGUGGACCAUGCCCCAAGCACUCAGCAGGUUGAUGUGCAGCCCAAACAGGCAGAUGCUGUUCCCAAUGGAUAUCAAAACAUCCACGACAUUUUAAAAAGUGAGCCCAGCCCUUUCCUUCCUAUGGGCAAAACUGUAACAAUCAAACCAGAGGUAGCUCCUGCUGCUAACAAGGUCAGCAGCACGCAGCAGAACACGGCAAAAAGUUUUAAUGAUAAUAAUAAACAACCUAGUCUAAGCCUGGAUUUGAGGAGGAGAUCAGGUUCACUGCCUAGACCUUCAGGAUUUCGAUCCCAAGGGAUAACAGUAAAGUUUUCUGGCCGUGGCUCAACAGAAGAAGCUAGGAGAGAGGCCCUUCGGAAACUGGGACUACUGAAAGAGACUGCUUGAUUUGGUUAGGAAUGUUUUGGCAAUGGGGGGGAAGUCUUGGUAUGGCUUUGUGCUAGAUUAGUCCCAACAGGAUUGGGAUCAAACAGAUUGGAAGAAGGAGGGGGAAGUUCUCUGCCUCAAGCAAGCUAAGGAAGGUGGUAGAUACUCUGGAAUGACCACUCGUGCUUAUCCUGAUAGGAUACAUGUACAGCAGUGGGUUUCAGCUCUCCUUCCUACAGAGAUACUCAUCUGUUGCUCUUUUGUGACUAAGAGGAAUUUUAUUUAAAUAGUGCUGAACUGUAGCAGACAGCAUCUCAUGAAUGAAGUGAACAGUGCAGUAUUGUUGUACAUAGCAAACUGGUUGGCAAAGCUUCCUUUUGCUCUUUCUGAAGCCAAAACCGAGCUCCAUUUUUCUUGCCCACAGGUGUAUGUGUCUGUGUCUGUUGGUGGGAGCUAAAGAUGUUAUCAAAACUGAAAUUUCUGAAUAGUGUGACACACUUCCAUGACUUCUUGUUGUCUGUAUUAUCUGGCUUGGCUUUGUUCCCUACCAGUGGUGGAGUCUUCUGCCCCCUUGCUCUGCCCACUCUCUACUCAAGGCUGCACAGAGGGUGGUUUCUGUUUUGACCUUCUUGACUGAGCAUCCCAAGCUUUGAGUGGGUGACUGCAUCACUCUGCUGCUUCACUUGAAGUCCUGCCUUUCUUCCCUGCCACCUGCUUCUUGGUCACGCUCCAGCAGCCUGCGUGUGCAGCACAGGGCACCAGACAAGCCUGGAGGAUACGCACCAUGCGCCGGUUUUCGCACUGACAGCCAAAGAGUCUCCCAGACAAUCUGUGACCCCACCUGUUCUGCACCAGUGAUGAUCUUACAGCAGAGAAGCCAUAGGAACAAGUUAACUUUGUACCAAAUGCAGGAACCUUAUAUCCAAAGUCUUACCUUUUAUGUUAGGGUUCCCAUAAAGAAACUGUUACUUCUUGACCAACAGCUAUAACAACACUGACUAGUUGUAAGUUCUGUUACUUCUAAAAACUGUCAUUUGCUUUCCCUGUAGUUUGACAGCCCAAAUAACCCUCUGUUCACGGCCUUAUUUGGUUCUGCCCUGCCAAUGCAUAACAGAAGUUACAGCCAAAAUGCUUGCAGGCUAAGUGGAGUUACAGGAGAGCUGGAUGUGAGAGCACAUUGCUCCUGAAUGGCCCAAGUUGGCGUGUUUUGCCUUUGUUCAAUGGACGUGCUUUUAAAGUUGGCCCCAAAAUAUGUUUGUGUGCUGGUAUGAUUUUUUUUUUAAUAUGGCAAAGCUGCUCUUCCACAUUCAAAGUCCCUUCCCUUUUUGUACACCUGAAAACAUGCAGAAUAGCCAUUUUAAAAUCAAAUGCCAAACUCCAGACCCUCUAAAUUUCUUGUUGUUCCUGCAUGUUUUAAGUUCUCUGUGUCUUUGGUUCUUUUCUAAAGGGAAAAACCUCACUGAUUCUCUGCACUUUCUAAAGCCUCAAGCAACCCUCUCUUUUUCCCAAGAAGCUGAGUUAAUAAACUUGGAGAAGAGGUGGGGAGUGGCUAUAAUAGAAACUGACACACCCUUCAGAGGAGCUCUAACAUAACUGUGAUAAACAAGUUUGUAGUUCUUGUGAUAAAAGUAUUUCAAACGUGCUGAGCUGUAGUUGUAAAUGAAGCUGUUGUGAAGGAAGAAUCUUUGCGUCGUUCUCAACCUGCCUCAUAAGUUAAUUUGUUGUUGUCUUUUGGAUUAUUUUUAAAUUAUCUGCUUGCUGCUUAAAUUUUUAAUUGGGUUGUUAUGGUAUCUGGCUGGUUCUGUUAUGUAGUUUAUUCUUUUCAGCCUUUUCACUGGGUAAGUGAUCAUGUUGCUCGUUGUGACAGGCAUACUAUACAUAAGCAAUCAGUAAUUAAAAUAUGUGAUCAUUCCUCAGCCUGGCAAAGCACUUAGGCAUGCAUAACCAAAUGUGAGAAGUGUUGCUGAAACAAAAAAGGCUGCUUGUCUGCUGCAAGUAAAGCACAUACUGUGUUGCUGGGCUCUGAAUCUGUAGUCCUAAAUCAGAAAGACAAGGAAGCACAUAAAAUACAUCCAAGCACCUGCUUCAGUGCAGCCUGGAAUGGAGUCCUACAUGUGGACAGUGCAUCAUAAUUUAUUAACAUAACCUGCUAAGUAAAUUUAAAUGUUUCAUGACCUUUGUGCUUUUAAAUCCUGUUGAAGCAAAUUCUAUGUUAUAAAUGUGAAGUGCAACCGAAGUAAUCUUCACAUCUAACCAUUUCUUGCCAGGUCUUUGAGUUGUUUACAGCUGAGAGUCCAUGCUAAGCAAACAGGGGGAAAAAAAACAACCCAACACUUAAUUAUUUUGUUGAAAUUCAGUCCUGCUCAAUAACUCUGUAACAUAACCCUACUAAAAAAAUAAAUUAGAUGUUCAAUGUCUAAAGUAUAAAUUUUACAGUAUGUUGAAUUAGCUGGAUCAUAUUCUUUCAUCCUUUGUGCAGGGCUACAUCCUCAGCUGGUGGGAAAUGAGAGUUAGAUCUUCAUUAAAUAACCCAGUUUCUGCCCAGUGAGGACAUGGAAUGAGGCAUUCAUUGUGGCCCUUCAUUGUAGCAAAUAUCCUACUGGUAAAUUCUUCUCUGUGCCUAAAACUGUAGUAAGUAAAGCCAUGUACUAAAUGAAGUUAAGAGUCUAGCUGCUAAUAACCUGUAUAUAAAUUUAGCUCUAUUUUGUGUAUCUUGUUUUUUGUGUAUAUGUUGCUGUGAUUUUAAUUCCCUCAUCCUUGUGUUAGAGGUAUCUGUCUUGCACAAAUCUGAAAAAUCAUCUAUUAAACUGGGAUAAAACAAAUGAAA
Messenger RNA from Apus apus (common swift), 4400 nucleotides. It is a transcript of the gene PROSER2, whose product is annotated as proline and serine rich 2. The record is from RefSeq and is a predicted model, not a curated record. Lineage: Eukaryota; Metazoa; Chordata; Aves; Apodiformes; Apodidae. The transcript is spliced from 4 exons. The coding region runs from base 158 to 1594 and encodes 478 amino acids.